AGUUUCGGGCACCGGGGUCUGCAGCCGGCGGCAAUCGGAGUCAGGCAUCGGUUCAGACUGACAGCAGAGGCGGCGAAGGAGUGCGUAGCGGAGACCAGGGGUGCGGAGCCCGGAGGCGGCGGCGGGUGAGCGCAACUUCGCAAGGCCCUUCCCAGCUCCAACCCCGGCCCAGCAGUUCUCGGAGGGUCCCGGCAGUCGGGGCCAGGGAGUGCCUCUACGGACGAGCGCCCCGGCGGGCGAGAAGAUGAUGAUGAUGUCCCUGAACAGCAAGCAGGCGUUUAGCAUGCCGCACGGCAGCCUGCACGUGGAGCCCAAGUACUCGGCACUGCACAGCACCUCGCCGGGCUCCACGGCUCCCACUGCGCCCUCGGCCAGCUCGCCUAGCAGCUCGAGCAACGCUGGUGGCGGUGGAGGCGGCGGCGGCGGCGGCGGAGGCCGGAGCAGCAGCUCCAGCAGCAGUGGCAGCAGCGGUAGCGGCGGCGGGGGCUCGGAGGCUAUGCGAAGAGCCUGUCUUCCAACCCCACCGAGCAAUAUAUUCGGUGGGCUGGAUGAGAGUCUGCUGGCCCGCGCCGAGGCUCUGGCAGCCGUGGACAUCGUCUCCCAGAGCAAGAGCCACCACCACCAUCCGCCCCACCACAGCCCCUUCAAACCCGACGCCACCUACCACACUAUGAACACCAUCCCGUGCACGUCGGCCGCUUCUUCUUCGUCGGUGCCCAUCUCGCACCCUUCCGCGCUGGCAGGCACGCACCACCACCACCACCAUCACCACCACCACCACCACCAACCGCACCAGGCGCUGGAGGGCGAGCUGUUGGAGCACCUGAGUCCCGGGCUGGCCCUGGGCGCUAUGGCGGGCCCGGACGGCGCUGUGGUGUCCACGCCGGCUCACGCGCCGCACAUGGCCACCAUGAACCCCAUGCACCAAGCAGCGCUCAGCAUGGCCCACGCGCACGGGCUGCCGUCGCACAUGGGCUGCAUGAGCGACGUGGACGCCGACCCGCGGGACCUGGAGGCAUUCGCUGAGCGCUUCAAGCAGCGACGCAUCAAGCUGGGGGUGACCCAGGCAGAUGUGGGCUCCGCGCUGGCCAACCUCAAGAUCCCCGGCGUGGGCUCGCUUAGCCAGAGCACCAUCUGCAGGUUCGAGUCCCUCACACUGUCGCACAAUAACAUGAUCGCGCUCAAACCCAUCCUGCAGGCAUGGCUCGAGGAGGCCGAGAAGUCCCACCGCGAGAAGCUCACCAAGCCUGAGCUCUUCAAUGGCGCGGAGAAGAAGCGCAAGCGCACGUCCAUCGCUGCGCCAGAGAAGCGCUCACUCGAAGCCUACUUUGCCAUUCAGCCUCGGCCCUCCUCUGAAAAGAUCGCCGCCAUCGCGGAGAAGCUGGACCUGAAGAAAAACGUGGUGCGCGUCUGGUUCUGCAAUCAGAGGCAGAAACAGAAAAGAAUGAAAUAUUCCGCCGGCAUUUAGAAGACUCUUGGCCUCUCCAGAGACGCCCCUCUCUUCGUCCCCCCUUUUCUCACCUUCUCUCUCCUGCCUCUUUUCACUUUUGGCGACCAGAAACAAUUCCAGUAAAUGUGAAUCUCGACAAAUCGAGGACUGAAGAGGAAGCGAACAAGCGAACAACUGAGCCCAAGCCGGUGAGAAUGUGAGACAGUUUCUCAAAGGAAAGAAUAACAAAAGAUGGCAUUUGUCUGUUGUAGCAAAGUUGUCCCUUUGAACCCCACCUCGGAUCCUUCAGAGGAAAUGUGGAGAUGGCUGUUUGCAGGAAGGCAGACGAGACAGCCUUUAAAAAGUCCACAAGAAUGAUCAAGUAAGAUUUGUUUUUAUUCUUACAGACAUCACCCCUGUUCAAGUUUAAAAGUACACUUUGCAACUAUUUUUCAGAAAUAGAAAUUGAUUCAGGACUAAAACUUUAAACUAGAGUUGAUGCUUAAUGUGAUAGAGACAUCUCUAAAGUAUUUUGAAUUUUAAAAAAAGAUGGCAGAUUUUCUGCAUUUACACUGUAUAUUAUAUAUAUAUUUUUAUUGUGGUUCUUACCCCCUUUUUCCUUCUCUGAAGUGUUAAUGCUUAAGAAAAGAGUUGCGCCUGCUGUGUCCACUGAUCUUGAAAGCUAUUAUUGGUUAUUGCAGAACAACCCUCUCUGUAAAUUAUUAAUUUAUCUCUCUAACAACUUAAUUUUGUGCACAUUCUAAUUAAUUAAACUUCUUUCGUCUAAAAAAAGUGGGGGAAAUGUAUAGCUAGUAACAUUCAAAAAAUUUUGUUUGAUGAGUUUACCGAAUUUUUACAGCUUUCCUCCUAUACUGUGUUCCUUUUGACCCAUUUGUAUAUUCUCACUUGAAUGAAGAUUGUUUUUUUCUUUGUUUUUACUGGUAGUGUUCUGAUUUGUGAGUAGACACUCAGUAAUGGAUGUCUUAAUCGUGUAGACCUGAUUCACUGUCUGAAGUAUUGUUUACUUCGUUACAUAUUUAAUGGGGAUUCCCACAUUGUCCCCAUGACACAUGAGCGCUCUCACUUACCCUUACACACACACACACACACACACUCACACACACCUCUAACAGAAGGGAAGAAGCAGUUGGAAGCAUGACUGAUGCACCAUUUUCUAGCUUUAGGUGCAUUUGCCACUUGGUGUUUGCCCUUCGCAUUUUAAGAUUUCACCAAGUUAUUUCAGUCUUCCAGUUUUCAAUUGCUUUGUUGGCUACAUGUUAACAUUUAUAGGAAUCCUUCAGUUUUUCCUUUUGGAGGUUUGUUUGUAGAAAAACUAAUUUGAACUAUAAGAAAGACAGUGCACUGCUUGUAAAUUCACAUUGUUUGGAAAAAUUCUUUUGGAACAAAAAAUUAGGUACGUGAUAACUGGUACCUUAUCUACUGUAAAUAUUUCAUUAAAAAUGAUGCACACAUAGAUAUAUUCUUACAAAUUUUGCUGUAUUGCUGUUCCAUUUGAGGUUCUCCAAAGUCUUGAGUUCUGUAUAUGGCCUGGUUUCUUGUUUUUAUUAAUAGAUGGUUUAUUUACUAUGGUAAUGUAUUAAUUUAUUUUUGGUGUUGUUUGAUUGUCUUUCAUUGAAGAGAUCAUUUUAAUGUUUUAUUGGGAACGUAUGCUGCUUUUUCAUUAAAAUAUGUUAUUAAAAUUAAAUGGCUUUUAAAAUGUGAUGUUGUUUUAAUCAUUUAUGUGGGAAGUGUUUUGGUGGGAGACUUUUUAAAAGGAGGAAGCACAUUUUGAUGAUUUAUUAGGGAGUGGUUGUUAUGAAAGUAUAGCUUGGACUUAGUAGGGGCUGUUUCUCUGGUAAAGUAUUAAAGAACAAGGUUUACAACAGCUUUUUAAUAGUGAGAGCUCAUCUCACAGGAUACUUCACUUUCCUGCCCAGAAGAAAUUACGAUAUUUGGCUCCAAAUAUCUCCCUUGGAGUUCUUC
This is a messenger RNA of Chlorocebus sabaeus (green monkey), 3412 nucleotides long. RefSeq names its product POU class 4 homeobox 2 (gene POU4F2). The record is from RefSeq and is a predicted model, not a curated record. Gene Ontology annotation, molecular function: DNA-binding transcription factor activity, RNA polymerase II-specific; RNA polymerase II cis-regulatory region sequence-specific DNA binding. NCBI's taxonomy places the organism in Eukaryota, Metazoa, Chordata, Mammalia, Primates, Cercopithecidae. Gene Ontology annotation, biological process: regulation of transcription by RNA polymerase II.